AGGACUUUGUUUUUUUCGUGAAUUAAGAACUAGGAACUAAAUAUUGUGUCACGAAAAACUUGUUAAUUUUCUUUAUAAAAAUAAACCGAAAACGAAAAAAUGGCAAAAAUAUCUUGACUCGACUCGAAGCCGCUACGAAAUGACUCGGACUCGACUCGACUCGAAAAAUGGCUUGACUCGCCCAUCUCUGGGAAGAACGGUUUAAAGGAACAAGCGUCUUAAAAUAAGAUGAAUGAAAAGAAAUACGACGGACGGCAAAGAAAGACAGAUAACAUAACCGGAUUUUUUUGCAGAAUGUAAACUCAGUCCUCCUUCAUCUGUACUGUGAUAUUUGUUAUAUAUGCUCAAUGUAUCGUAUAUUUGUAACAACAGAAUAUUUACCUUUCUAGAUAAGCUAUAUCUAGCCAACAGCAAUUACUACAUAUAUGCUAGAGUUUCAUUUUUAUACUAAGGGAAUCUACACUGAUAAGUUUAGAUUUAACAAGGGAUUAUCGUUUCUAAAGAGAGCCAUGGAUGAUGGACACAACAGGCCUCUCCGUUUGUAGGUACUUGUUUAAGGUAGCACACGGCAGAGUGAAAAUUGGCCGGAAUCUAGAAUUUUUAACUAAGAACUUCAAUAACGCUGUUUGUUUAGAAUAUGGGGAGUUUCCUAGAACUCGUUCACAGGUUAAUUCUAUAAUCUUAUUAAAUAUCGUUUUAAGUGUCAGAACCGUCGGCAUCAUCUCGCAUGCCCUUGAUUAGAAAAGAGGUUUCACUUAUACUGAAUGACUGAAAAAUGCUCAUUUCUAAAGAUCUUUUUUCUUUAGGAGUACUAGACAUGACAUCCAUUCAUGAAAAUGGUGAAUGUGUUAAUCGAGUAUAUGACGGUGUCUGUUCUGAUUAUAAAAUAAGGCUUGAUCUCGACUCACAUCGAUUGCGUAUAGAAGCAAAGAAUACUGAAUUAUACCGGGGAGAUUUAGAAAAUAAAAGAUGUGAAAUAUUAUCAGAUGGUUUUCUUCAAACAAGUGAACAACUAUUUGAAUUAUUAAAAGAUUUAUUAGAGCAUAAUUGUGAAGUUCGAGAAGAAAAAUACAUAAAAACGUUACAAACUCAAUUUUAUCAUGAAAACGUCCAAUUAAAUAUUGACAUCACAAUAUUAUUUGGGCAGACCACAUCACGUCAAUGGAAUUUACCUCUAAAUCUUCGUAAAGUGCGAUUAGAUGCUCCAAAAGCUCAAUUAAAAGGACAAAAUUUAAGAGUAAUGAUCGAUGUUCUGCCCUAUACGUUCGUAUUUCAUACAAAUCAUACGGCAUUGAUAUCAAUCGAUAUGCAACGAGAAUUUAUUGAAUCGAAAGGUUUUGGAGCAGCUAUACUAGGUAAUGAUGUGAGUUAUGUGCGUCAAGUUUUACCUAAUGUUGCCUCACUGCUCGAAUGGGCACGUGAACUUGGUCUCACAGUCAUUCAUACACGAGAAGCUCAUUUACCCGAUUUAUCCGAUUGUCCCAUGACAAAACGAAAACGUGGACGAACAAGAAUGAGUAUCGGUGAUGUAGGUCCAAUGGGACGAAUCCUCGUACGCGGGGAACCCGGACAAGCCAUAGUGUCAGACGUUGCUCCAUUGCCAAAUGAAUAUGUCAUUGAUAAACCGGGAAAAGGUGCUUUUUACAAAACAAAUUUGGCUAAAUUGCUUGAAGAAAAAGAGAUAAAUCGUUUAAUUGUUUGCGGUGUAACAACUGACGGAUGUGUACAAGCAACACUGAGAGAAGCGAAUGAUCGAGGAUAUGAAUGUCUACUAAUUGAAAAUGCCACGGCUAGUUAUGCUCCAGAAUUUAAACAAACUACGCUAGAGAUGUUGCAUUCACAAGGCGAAAAUGUAUGUUGGACAGCACCGUUCAGCUCGUUACCACGUUACCAAAAAGAGCUUGAAUGA
This is a messenger RNA of Didymodactylos carnosus, 1909 nucleotides long. The record is from the annotation of a GenBank genome assembly. Lineage: Eukaryota; Metazoa; Rotifera; Eurotatoria; Philodinida; Philodinidae.